UGCGUGUUUUAUUAACUCUAAAGAUGAAUUAUGAUUAUAUUCAUAACAUGAUAAUGUUAUGAUAGAUAACUGAUAAAAAAUAAUACUAAUCCCUCUGCGCAGAGUUUAUUAGUUUGAUACGCCGAACCGGUCGUAAACCAUAUCGCUAGCGCUGUCAAAAGUCGUCUAGCACAAGUUACAUUAAGGAAAUCGAUUCAAGUAUCGCCAAAGUUAAGCAGAAGUAUGGUGACCGACGGGAAUACUAUAUUAGCCGAAAGUUUAAAGAAACAAGGCGUAGAAUAUGUAUUUGGUAUUGUGGGUAUACCCGUAAUUGAGACCGCAAUGGCAUUCCAAGUGGCGGGCCUCAAGUAUAUUGGAAUGCGCAAUGAACAGGCUGCUGCUUACGCUGCACAAGCUAUUGGAUACCUGACAGGAAAGCCCGGAGUAUGCCUAGCGGUGUCGGGCCCAGGAUUGCUGCACUGUGUUGGUGGCAUGGCCAAUGCACAGGUGAACGCGUGGCCGCUUCUGGUCAUCGCUGGCUCCUGCGCUGAGGACCAUGAGGGCAUUGGAGGGUUCCAGGAAUGGCCGCAGGUAGACUCCUCGCGCCCGUACUGCAAGUACGUGGCGCGUCCGCCGUCAGCGCGCCUGAUCCCACUCCACGUGGAGAAGGCCGUGCGACUCGCGUCCGCCGGCAGGCCUGGAGCCGCCUACCUCGACAUGCCUGGGACAUUGCUGCUGAGUGAAGUCGAAGAAGAGAAAGUGCCAGAACUCUACAACGCAGAAACAGUCAAGCUUGCCCACCCCGACCCGGCGUUAGUGGCUCGCGCGGCCGAGUUACUGUCCAAGGCUGAACGACCACUGGUCAUCGUAGGCAAGGGGGCUGCUUACGCCAGAGCUGAGAACUCACUGAGGAAACUGGUCGCCGAUACUGGGCUACCCUUCCUGCCUACCCCCAUGGGUAAAGGCGUGGUCCCGGACACAUCCGCACACUGCGUCUCCACCGCUCGUACUCAAGCACUACUCAAAGCUGACGUGAUCCUACUACUCGGCGCACGGCUUAACUGGAUGCUGCACUUCGGACAAACUCCACGAUUCGACCCCAAAGUCAAGAUCAUUCAGGUGGACAUCAGCCCCGAAGAAUUCCACAACAGCGUGCAAUCCGAAGUGGCAGUGCACUCGGACAUCCGGCCGUUCGUGGAAGCGCUGUCGGCCAAACUGAAAGAGAAGGCGUUCUCGCUGUCUCCCUCGCACGCCUGGUGGCAGGCGCUCGCGCAGAAGCAGAAGGCCAACACGGAGUUCGUCGCGGCUCAAGCCAACGACAUGUCAACUCCGCUGAACUACUUCGCGGUAUUCAAGGCAGUACAAGAAGCCAUCCCCAAGGAUUCCAUCAUCGUCAGUGAGGGCGCCAAUACCAUGGACAUUGGGCGAGGGUUGCUGCUCAACGAUCUGCCUCGGCAUAGGCUCGAUGCCGGCACUUUUGGAACCAUGGGGGUAGGCCCUGGGUUCGCGGUGGCGGCGGCGCAGUGGUGCCGCGACCACGCGCCCGGCAAGCGCGUCGUCUGCGUCGAGGGCGACUCGGCUUUCGGCUUCUCGGGAAUGGAAAUCGAGACGAUGUUCCGCUACAAGCUGCCGGUAAUCAUCAUCAUCGUGAACAACAACGGCAUCUACAGCGGCUUCGACAAGGAAGUCAUGGCCGACAUUCAGUCCGGUGGCGACCCCGCGCAGUCCACCCCGCCGACCGCGCUCAGCGUGCAAGUCCGCUACGAGAAGAUGAUGGAGAUGUUCGGCGAGACUGGCCACCUGUGCCGCACCGUGCCCGAGAUCCAGCAGGCCAUCAGCGCGGCCGUCGCCGUCACCGACCGGCCCAGCAUCAUCAACAUACUCAUCAACCCGUCCAGCAGCAGGAAACCGCAGGCCUUCAACUGGCUUACUGAGUCCAAGCUGUAG
This is a messenger RNA of Leguminivora glycinivorella, 1926 nucleotides long. It is a transcript of the gene Hacl, whose product is annotated as 2-hydroxyacyl-CoA lyase 1. Gene Ontology annotation, cellular component: peroxisome. The record is from RefSeq and is a predicted model, not a curated record. Bases 223 to 1926 code for a protein of 567 amino acids. Gene Ontology annotation, molecular function: catalytic activity; magnesium ion binding; thiamine pyrophosphate binding. NCBI's taxonomy places the organism in Eukaryota, Metazoa, Arthropoda, Insecta, Lepidoptera, Tortricidae. The transcript is spliced from 12 exons. Gene Ontology annotation, biological process: fatty acid alpha-oxidation.